AUGAAUUCAAAAAUCGAGAAGGAAGACGCAGAGUUAUCUUCAGGCAUGACUGGUUCCGAUUCAGACAUUGAGAGAUACUCAGCGCAUGAAAGAGUAGCUUCUUCACGAAAUGAUUUACUCAGAUCCGUUACACAAUAUACAGAAUUGUCUAUGAGUAACGGGGUGGCCGAGGCUAGGGAGGAAAUUAGCAAAACAAAAGGAGGCAUUCCGGAAAGGAAAACUUCCACGUUCCUCUCAAAAGAUGGAACCACAAUCAGAAAAACAUUUGCAAAACAAUACUUUCCAAUCAUUCUCAUAUUAUGCACAUAUCUCUUGGCAGUCUUUUCAAUUUAUUGGGGGGCAAUGUAUAAAAGGUCGACAAGGUUGGUCAACUUGAAAGUACUUGUUUCCGUGGAAAAUGAUCGAUCUGGUGUGAUUACAAACUCCCUUCUUACAGCAAUUAAGAUUCCUGAAAUUCGGGAGAUGUCAGGGUGGACUGUAAGAAACUACAUGAGUGAGGAGGAAAUAAAAAAGCUUGUUUAUGAGCAGAAAUACUGGGGCGCUAUUUAUGUCUCAAGUCCAGAUAUUUCAAGCGAAUUCAUGUCUGGCUUUCAUGGAAACACAUCAGCUGCUAAUUUAACGGCUGUGAAAGGUUAUAUUGAGACUGGAAACGAUAUCAUGGGUGUUCCUAAUUACGUCAAGCCUGCUCUUCUUGCUCUUGAUAGUGCUUAUACGGAGAUAAUGAAGAGUAAAGUGUAUCCGUCGAUUAUUGCCAAUUUGUCCUCUACUGAAUUUUCAGACUUACAGAAGAGCUCAGCUUUGACAAAUUUCCCAGAUAUUGAAAUUACUGAUGGAAAUCCAUUAACAAAUUAUAUUCUAAUGGCACCGAUGCAGGUUGGAUUGAUCUAUAUUAUCAUUUUGUGUCUUUUCCAAAUUCUUUGGUUCAUCAAGCUCAAUGGUGAUCUGGCCCCAUUACUGAAGCCUGUUCACUAUAUAAUAUACAGGCUUGUGAUAUCGCAAUGCAAUUAUCUCAUUCUAUCCUUAUUUUAUGCCACUCUUAACAGAGCGUUUCAGGUGGACAUGCAAAAAGCAUGGAAAGGUGGAUUUGGCGUUUUCUGGAUGUUCUCAUUCCUUAUCAUGUCUGCUUGUGGAGGAGCCUGUGAAGUUAUUGGUACUAUUUCAAUGGCAACACUUCCUCCCUUGAUUGGUUUUUGGCUUUUGUUCUUCAUAAUAUUGAAUGUUUCUGCAACAUUUGCUCCAAUUCAGGUGUGCCCGAAGAUUUUCAGAAUUGCAUAUGCUUUACCAAUAAGAAAUGGCUAUGAUCUCAUGAAAGUUGUUCUUAUGAAUACAUAUAAAGGAUACGUUGGCAGAUGUGUGGGCGUUUUAAUUGCUUGGAUAGUAUUAAACAAUAUCCUUUUUCCAUUCGCUUUGAUCUUUUUUGCCUACAUGUCUAAAAAGAAGAUUAAGAAGCAGGCUGCCGCAAAGCUCGCAAUGGAAGAGGAGAGUAAAAUUAAUACGCAAUAG
This is a messenger RNA of Brettanomyces bruxellensis, 1503 nucleotides long. RefSeq lists its product as uncharacterized. The transcript has a single exon. Bases 1 to 1503 code for a protein of 500 amino acids. Lineage: Eukaryota; Fungi; Ascomycota; Pichiomycetes; Pichiales; Pichiaceae. Gene Ontology annotation, cellular component: membrane. The record is from RefSeq and is a predicted model, not a curated record.